ACAAGAGAAAAAUCUCCCACACAAAAAACAAAAAGAAAAAAACAAAACGGAAAGCCAAGCACUGCGGGCCAGGCGCUUCCGAUUCCGGUCGCAGACAUGGCCGCCGAGAACUAUCACCUUAAAUGGGACUCGCAUUUGUCCUACUUGAACACUUCCAUUUCCACAUUAUACAAAAAUGAAAAAUUUGCCGAUGUGGUGCUAUAUAGCUCGUAUAGCAACAGUGGCAUCACCUCGGAUAUACCCACGGUUGGCAUAUCGGCGCACAAAUUUAUACUGAGCUCGUGCAGCCAGUUCUUUGCCACAAUGUUUGAGACGGCACCGAUUACCUCGCCAAAUGGUGUGCUAUAUGUUGUUCUUCCGCCCGAUCUUAGCCAUCGGGCUAUACAGAUCCUGGUGCAGUAUAUGUACAGCGGCGAGGCCACCGUCUCCAAUGACAUUCUCAACGAGGUUUUGCGCGGCGGAGAGAUUUUAAAGAUUCGUGGACUAUGUCGUACCAGCGCUUCCAGUGGCAGCAGCACAGCAACCACAACGUCGCAUCAUCCGCACUCGCAUCCGCAUAGUGUACAGCAGCAGCGUGAGCCCAGUGCCAUGUAUGUGUCCAAUGGAACGCAGCGUUCAACGUUGCCCCCGCCACCGCCGAUGAGCACACAGCUUCCGGGGGAUAUAUACGGCGGGAGCAAGCCGAGCAGCAGUAGCGGCAGCAGCUCUGGUCGGUACACCCUCGAGCAUCAUCAUCCACAGUCGCAUCCAGCACACCAGCAUCCGCACUCGCACCACCAUCAUCAUCAGCAAUUUCGCGGCCUCGGCGCUUCCGUAAUGCCAAAGGACAGUCCUGUGAUUGUCAAAUCGCCCAAAAUGGCAGCCCAUGCGGGACUGUUGAGUGUGGCCAGCAGCAGCAAGUUGGGUAUAUCUGUGAACAAGGAGGUGGCCAUUGAUCCCGAGGAUAAGUGCUGCUAUCCCGGUGGCAGUCAAGUUGAAACGCAACCACCAACCGCGGCCACAGUUGUCGGAACAUCAGCGUCGGGACCAGUGCCCCCGCCACCCAUGUCGAUUUGUACUGAAGUCGGAUGCAGCAGUUGUCCCAUGACUACCACGGGGCCGGUCCCAGAGGCAGCGGAGGCUGUAUUGCGUCGUCCGGAGUAUGAGGAACCACCGAUCUGUGAGCGAGAUGGUCUUGAUGCUUUGGUCUAUGAGCGACGUCUGCGUCGGGAAAGUGCCUGCGAUAGGGCUCACGACUACUAUGAUGCUCCGCCGCAUUUCGAUCAUGUGGUCCCGCCUCGUCUGGCCACCACACCGCCACCACAUCCGCACAGUUUCCUUACCAUUAAACAAGAGCCAACUGAUUGGUCCCAAAACCCACCACCAACAGCAGCCAAUGCCAAUAACAACAAUCAUGACGAGACGCCACUUUUGUCGCCGAAGCAGCCACUGGAUUUUAAGAUGAGUGCCGUCAAAUUGGAGGUGAAUCGCGACCGUGUCACGCCGCAGGAUGAGUCCGAAGAGCAUACACUUCGCGACUACAACAAUUUCAAGCAAUUGCUGGUGUGUGAAAUAUGCCAGAAGUCCUUUGAGGAUACCAAAACGUUGGUACGCCAUUUGGGCACACACGCCACAGAGCCAGGAGCAGGCCAAAAUGUGAUGACAGGGUCAGCCAGCAGCAGCGGAAGUACCCAAGCCAGCAGCAAUGCGAACAAUAAUCUCGCUCUGCGUGCCCUAAAAACCUAUGUGCCGGCAAAGAAACGGCGGCGGGUAUCGCAACAAGAGAAUAAUAUGGAUCAUGUGACCCUGCUAUGCGACUUGUGCACCACCUCCUUUGAAACGCCAGCGGAAUGGGUACGCCAUAUGAACAGCCAACAUACGGAAAUCGAACUUGCCAUGUUCAAUAGCAAGAAGGAUGGCGAGCAGAAGGGCGGCCCCAGCAGCAACAGCAGCUCUUCCACAGUGUCACAGCCAAAGUAUGCCGGCUCCGGCUCCGGCUCAAGCUCUAGCUGCAGCUCCAAUCGUACGUCCUCCCAUCGUGGCAGCUAUGGCAACAUGAAGGCAACUGCCUCACCCUCACCCUCACCUGGCCUGAUGACCACCUAAAGACCUUAAAAAGCAAACAGCCAACAACCACAAAGUCAUCCACAUGUAACACCACGAGUGAGAAUCACACUGAGAGUAGCCAACAGCAGCAGCAAGCACUUUAUUUCUCAAGAAAUUCAAGUCGUUCCAGUAAUCAAAAGAUAAUAUAUAAUAUACUUAUAUAUAUAUAAUAUUAAUGUAUGUAUAUGAAACAGCAAGAACCGUGAUCAAAAUGCAGCAACAUAGCAUAUUUUAUAGAGAGCAGCAUAAAUUUAACAAAAACAUAAGAAAAAGAAAAGAAAAAA
Molecule: messenger RNA, 2369 nt
Organism: Drosophila willistoni
Lineage: Eukaryota; Metazoa; Arthropoda; Insecta; Diptera; Drosophilidae
Exons: 7
Coding region: 97-2085 (662 amino acids)
Biological process (GO): regulation of transcription by RNA polymerase II
Cellular component (GO): nucleus
Molecular function (GO): protein binding
Source: RefSeq, a predicted model, not a curated record